UUGACAAUAAUCUAAUGAAUGUUAAAUUUGUAGGGUGCCAGCACUCAGCAGUAAACAUUUCCGAAUUUUCAAUAAAAUUAUCAAUGAAAUAGAUCCACAGCAGUAGGUUCUCAAAGUGCUCUUCUCAGAAACGAGUUCCUUUAAACAUUUUAUUUUAAAAAAGGAACAGUCAUUUUUUAGUCUUUCUACUUGUAAAGAUGGGCAACUUUAUUUCAAUAAACUUGGAAGAUCAUUAUAAAAAGAAUGAAAAGUUCUUACAGAGCCUCAAUGAGAUAGCGAUUGAAAGGCAAAUUCAGAUGCAAAAUCAAAUGGCAGAUCGGCAGAGAGCUACAGCUGUAGCUAAAAGUAGAGACCUAUUUUUGUGGAUUACUACCUUUAAUAUAACUGCAACAGCAGGCCUAUUUACAGGGUUCAGAAGAACUAAGAGAGCCUACUUUUUGAUUCCAUUAAUUCCACUUACAUUUGUUAACUUAUACUACUGGGAUCUUGCAUAUGGCAACAAGUUACAUAGAAUCAGGAUGGAAGCUGAACAUGUAAUGACCCAUGAGAUAGACAUGUUAAAAGUCCCAUGCGGUCUACCAACACCAUCAUCCAUUGACCAGGGUCGUAUGGUUGAAGAGGAGACUAAGAAAAUUCAUCCACCAAUGCCGUAAAAUAACUGCGAGUGUGCCUUUGCAGCUUCUAUAAAUGAUAGAGACCAGUAUUAGUUGUCUUUAAGGAACAUUGCCAAUUUAAUUAUUUGUUGUGAUUCAAAGUUGGCUAAGCAUUCCUACCAAAAUUAGUUGCAUUUAAAAAAAAUAUGUUGCCAAUAUAGUGUGAAAAUAGAUUUAAGACUACAAAACAUUGUGUUUAGUAGAAUUCACUUUAGCGCAAAACAAAUAUCUUAAUGCGUUAUCAAUUAAAUUCGACUUAUGACACUAUGUUUAAGUAUUCGAUGUCAAAACUAAAAUGAAAACUAAUGUUUAUAACAUCAAUGCAAUGAUGCUGAGAGCUAAAGUUCACUAUAAUUUAUUUAAAAGUGAUAUUAAUAUAAAAGUAAAAGUUUUAAUAUAACUUACAAAAUGUAAAGUGGAGGAUAAAAUUGUGAUGUGACGUGAGACGAAAAGUUCAGAAGAAAACCGUGUGUCAGAUUGAGAUAAAACAAACUGACGCCUUCCGACUUGCAGUUCUCACCCUCUAAAAUCCUAACAUGACUUUCUUCUUACCGAUAGGUAAUAAAUACUAAUUUGGAUCUCAGUUAAAUUUAAAAGUCUAUUAGAAGUAUUAAGAAUUGCGAAUAUCUUCAUUGAAUCUAAGUGUCUUUGGAAUUAUAUAAAUCAAUCUUAAAGUGUUCUAAUAAAUCUUAAUAUUUAUCGUUAACUCUUUUAGCUAGUGAUUAUUAAUAACGAAGGUAUUUCAAGGCGCGAUCGAAGCGGUAUUUAAAAAAAAUAUAUUAUUUUUAGUAUGUAUUUUUCUUAGACGCUAUUUUUGUAUUUUUUUUUAAUGAGUCUUACUCGUUUAAUUAUGUUAAAUGUUAUUAAUUAUAGUUU
Molecule: messenger RNA, 1529 nt
Organism: Pieris brassicae (large cabbage white)
Lineage: Eukaryota; Metazoa; Arthropoda; Insecta; Lepidoptera; Pieridae
Product: plasminogen receptor (KT)
Exons: 5
Coding region: 198-653 (151 amino acids)
Biological process (GO): positive regulation of plasminogen activation
Cellular component (GO): plasma membrane
Source: RefSeq, a predicted model, not a curated record